GCCAAUUCCCACCGCAAAUGAGAGAGUACAAGGGUUUACAUAAACCCUAAACCCUUGAUUCUUUCUCUUUCGUUCUGUGCAGAAAAAAAGAAAAGAAAAGAAAAAAUGUCAGGCAAAGGACCUGGAUUCUUCUCUGAUAUCGGCAAGAAAGCCAGAGAUAUUCUUACUAAGGAUUACAACUCCGAUCAAAGAUUCACCAUCUCUUCCUCCUCCGACACUGGUCUCGACUUGAAUUCAACAUUGGUGAAGAGUAGAGGACUCUCCUCUGGGGAUGUGGCUGCGGAAUUUAAGUACAAGAACAAAACCGUUCAUGUCAAAGUUGAUACUGAAUCAAAUGUGUUGACAACAUUUACUAUACCAGAUGUUGUUCCUUCCACGAAAUCCAUUGCUUCUAUAAGGCUACCUGAUUACAACUCUGGCAAGUUUGAGGUUCAGUAUCUUCAUGAUCAUGUUGCUUUUACUACUGCUGUUGGUUUAAACCGCUCCCCUGCUAUUGAUUUUUCUGCAACAAUUGGUACUCCCAGUAUUGCCUUUGGAGCAGAAACCAGCUUCUCCACAAGUAUUCGCAAGUUUACAAAGUACAAUGCUGGUGUGUGCUUGAAAAUGCCAAGUUCCAAUGCUUCAGUAAUUUUAGCUGACAAGGGAGACUCCAUGAAGGUGUCAUACUUGCACGAGCUAGACCGAUUAAAUGGGGGAGCUGCUGUGGGAGAGAUUAGCAGAAGGUUCUCUACAAAUGAGAACACGUUGACAGUUGGAUGUUCAUAUGUGGUUGAUCCUCAGACAGUUGUGAAGGCAAAGCUGAACAACCAUGGAAAUCUUGGGGCCUUAUUGCAGCAUGAGCUUACACAUAAGUCAUUCUUGACAAUCUCAGGCGCAUUUGAAACACAGGCUUUGGAAAAGAGUCCCAAGUUUGGUUUCUCACUCUUGCUCAAGCCUUAACUAAUUUAUAAAUUGGGGUAAUACGUUAAGUUAUAUCGUCAUAUGUUCCUACAAUUAAGUUGUGAAUGAAAGGAGGAAAGUUUAGCAAAUUGGUAUAUAGAUUGUUGAUGUCUUCUCCCCCCCUUCCCCUUCCCCUUCCCCCAUUAUCUUCAAAAGAUUGAUUGGACGUCUUGAGAUUAGAAAGGUGUUUUCACCGGGAAUGAAUUUUAAAUUAUUGAUAGCAUGUGAUUCAAAACUAGU
Messenger RNA from Gastrolobium bilobum, 1179 nucleotides. Its product is annotated as mitochondrial outer membrane protein porin 2-like. Gene Ontology annotation, molecular function: voltage-gated monoatomic anion channel activity. NCBI's taxonomy places the organism in Eukaryota, Viridiplantae, Streptophyta, Magnoliopsida, Fabales, Fabaceae. Gene Ontology annotation, cellular component: mitochondrial outer membrane. The transcript is spliced from 6 exons. The record is from RefSeq and is a predicted model, not a curated record. Gene Ontology annotation, biological process: monoatomic anion transmembrane transport. The coding region runs from base 106 to 939 and encodes 277 amino acids.